CCCCCCGCACCCGACCGAGCGGACGAACUACCCAGUAGACGAACCCCUUCCCUGCUGCCGCCGCCGUCCAAGAGGCCGCCCCCAGGGUCCCAGGAGGGCAUCAACGCCGCCGCUCGUCCGGCGACCCCACGCCGCCACUCGCCCGCGUUCGCCCGUUCGUCUCCAGGAGGGUGCGCCGCUUCCCGUCCAGGAGGGUCACCGCCCGCCCCUCUGUCCUUCCGUUCCGCUGCCUCCGCACGUUAUCCAACUUUGCAGCCUCCCAUCGAUGGAUGCACUCAUGGCUAACUAUGGAUCCGACUCUGACGAUGACAAUGAGCCGGCGGCGGUUGUCGGUGGUGCUCCGGAGCCACAGGAAGCUUCCGUGCUGCUUCCUCCUCCUCCCCUCGACCUUCUCCAGCCCCCAAAUUUCGUAGAUUACUCGACAAUUGCACAGGGGAGUCGCAUCCGGAGUUUCCCCCAUGUGGAAGGCAACUACGCGCUGCAUGUCUACAUCCCUGUUGUCAUUCCUUUCAACGCAAGAAAACAGCUGACCCUCGUUAUGAGAAGAGCUGCGUCACUUGUGCCAGAUCUCUAUGCUGUAGAUGCAGAUUAUGCACUUUCGGAUUUGUGCAAAGAUGAGCAAAAACUUGAGAAAGUGCUUCUGGGCAGGGAGUUCCAUGUAAGCUUAGGAAGAACUGUUGGAAUUCAGGUGCAUCAAAUUGACUCCCUCGUUGCAAUGCUUCGUCAGAAGUUUCAAUCACAACAGCGGUAUUGGAUGGACUUCAACAAAUGGGAGCAUUUUGUCAAUGAUGAUUCUACACGAUCAUUUCUUUCACUAGAGGUUACAAGAACUGGGUUACCAGAGAUAAGUAAACAAAUACAUAUGGUUGAUGAAGUAUAUCGAUUGCACGGUCUCCCUGAGUUUUACAAGAAUCCUCGGCCACACAUAUCACUGGCGUGGGCAUUGGGUGAUGUUAGCUCCAAAUUGAAGCAAGCAACUAAGGAGAUUGAAAAAUUUGAGAACAGCAUCAACUCAUCUAAAAACUGUAAUCUGAGAUGCAAUUUCAGUCGUAUAGUGUGUAAAGUAGGCAAGAAGGUCUACGAUAUCUGUAAAAUUGGAGACUGAAGCAGCGUUCUUGUACACCUGACUUGCGGUAUUACGGAGUUUUGUAGAGUCAAUACCUUCGGUUGUAACAAGGAAAUAAAAAUGUCAUGUGUUCCGGUA
Molecule: messenger RNA, 1204 nt
Organism: Triticum aestivum (bread wheat)
Lineage: Eukaryota; Viridiplantae; Streptophyta; Magnoliopsida; Poales; Poaceae
Product: U6 snRNA phosphodiesterase
Exons: 7
Coding region: 266-1105 (279 amino acids)
Biological process (GO): U6 snRNA 3'-end processing
Cellular component (GO): nucleus
Molecular function (GO): 3'-5'-RNA exonuclease activity
Source: RefSeq, a predicted model, not a curated record